GUUUUUUUUUUGGCAUUAUAUGAUGUGAUCCGAGCCCUCAAUCAGAAGCUAUUUUGUUUAUGACAAUGUGAUGUGCUGCGAGUCAUAAUUCUGAAGCAAUGUUGUGAAUUGUGAUGUCACAGGUGUUAAAGAUGUGGAACGGAUGUUUGUCGGCUGGCCUGGCGUCAGCGUCACCGACGAGGACGGCCAAACAUCCAUCAAGAAAGAGCUACUUAAGAAGAGGUGCGUACCUGUGUUCCUGAGUGAGGAGUUAAGGGACCAGUACUACAGCGGGUACUGCAAUAACAUUCUAUGGCCGCUCUUCCAUUACUUGGGGCUUCCACAGGGGUACAAGGUCAAUAAGACAAAAGACUUUAAGUCACAGCUUAAGGCAUAUACUGAGGCAAACAAGAUGUUUGCGGAUACUCUGUGCGAAAUCUCUAAGGAAGGGGAUAUCAUAUGGUGCCAUGACUACCAUUUGAUGUUACUUCCCAAGUUAUUGAAGCAGUCCAACCUGAACAUGAAGGUGGGCUGGUUCCUGCACACACCGUUUCCUUCAUAUGAGGUUUACCAGGCAUUGCCGAACCGCAAAGAGCUGUUGCAGGCUGUGCUUGAAGCUGACUUAGUGGGGUUUCAUACGUACGAGUAUGCAAGGCACUUUGUGAGUGCUUGCACCAGUCUGCUGGGUCUUGAGGGUCGCCUUGGAGGCAUUAAGUUUAAAGGAAGGAUUGUUAAAGUGGAUGCUUUUCCGAUCGGGAUAGACGCUCAGCAUUUUAAAGAAUCUUUGGAUCUUAACGCAGUCAAAGGGGAAAUAACCGAAUUCAAAUCAGUUUUUGCUGGUCCAAAGGUAAUGCUUGGUGUUGAUCGGUUAGACAUGAUUAAAGGACUUCUGCAAAAGUUAUUGGCCUUUGAGAAAUUUCUUGAGGAGAACAAGGGUUGGGAAUCCAAAGUGGUCCUUCUGCAAAUUGCUGCGCCAACUAGAAGUGACGUACCUGAAUAUCAAGAGCUGAAAAGUCAAGUGCAUGAAAUGGUUGGACGUGUAAAUGGAAAAUUUGGAACGUUUAAAACGUACCCUAUUAUAUAUCUGGAUAAAACCGUUGAGUUUGAGGCAUUGUGUGCUCUUUAUGCAAUCACUGAUGUGGCUCUGAUAACAUCACUGAGAGAUGGAAUGAAUCUUGUAAGCUAUGAAUAUGUUGCCUGUCAAGAAUCAAAUAAAGGUGUUCUGAUACUGAGUGAGUUUGCAGGGGCAGCGCAAUCUCUUGGGGCUGGUGCUAUUGUAGUAAACCCAUGGAAUAUUGCGGAAGUAGCAGGGGCAAUAAAACAUGCUUUGGAUAUGUUACCUGAUGAAAGGGAGCGACGUCACAAGCAUAAUUAUAAAAUUGUGUCAGCACACACUGCACAAGAGUGGGCAAAAAACUAUGUCUGGCAGCUAAAUGAUGCAGCAAUUAAAGCUCCGUUAGGAACAGGAGAAAGUCUUCUUGGACUCCCUAUUGAAGAAGCAGCUGAACAAUACGCACAAUCCAAAAGUCGGUUACUCAUAUUGGGUUUUAAUGCGACAUUGACUGAACAGGUCCAAUCUUCUGAGAGAAGGGCUACUGACCAAACCGGGAACACGACACUCAAGUUGAACUCUGGGUUGAAGGGAGCCCUGAAAACCCUUUGUGAUAAUGAGCAUACAACUGUCAUUGUUGUCAGUGGUUAUGGCAAAGAUGUUCUCCAUGAAAAUUUUGGAGAAUUUAAAAUGUGGUUGGCGGCAGAGAAUGGGAUGUUUCUACGACUAAAUGGUGAAGAAUGGUUCACCACAUCAUCUGGACAACUGGAAAUUGGCUUCCGUGAUAGCGUAAAGGUCAAUUGUGAACCGCGUGAAACAUCAAUUGUGUGGAACUAUGAAUAUGCAGAGGAUCAUUUUGGAACAAAUCAGGCAAAUGAUAUGCUACAGCACUUGGGGGCAUAUUCAUUGUCAAAUCAAAGUGCUGAGGUUGUUCAAGGCAGCCGGUCAAUUGAAGUGCGCCCUGUGGGAGUCACCAAGGGUAAUGCCAUCGAUAAAAUUAUGCAAGAGUUAGGUCACAGGAAAAUCAUAACCACUUCAAUUGAUUAUGUCUUGUGCAUUGGCCACUUCCUUGCGAAGGAUGAAGACGUCUAUACCUUACCCCAAUUUGAUGUUGAACCUGAAUCGGAAAGAAAAGCAAAGGUGUGGCAAGCAGAUAUCAUGAACAUCAAGUUUAACCUGAAACGUGACAAGUACUUCUCGUGCACUGUUGGGAGGGAAUGUUCUCUAGCACGGUACAAGCUCGAGGGAGCUAGCGAAGUCGCCUCCUUACUGCACAAUCUUGCAUCUGCUGACCGAGGAGAACGUGACGACUCUCGUCCCACGAAGAGACAAAAAGAAGAUCAUGAUUCAGGAGCUAUGAGCGAGUAGUGCUUUUGCCUUUUUCUCAUUCAUUGACUCCAAAGGGUACAAAUACUAGAAAAAAGGGUUCUUCACUUUGGUACAGAUACUAGAAGGAACUCUAGGCCAAGCAGAAAAAAGGGUACAUAUACUAGAAGAAAUUGUUUUUUUGGAUCUAAGAACCAAAAGGAGGUUAGAGAAUUCUUCACUUUGGUGGCUGAUCUGCAACCGCACAAGUUUUGAUCGAUGCAUGUAUAGAACGUGAUGCUGUAAAAGCGAGACAUGAUGUCACCAAAGUACGAUUCUUUUGUAGUUGAUUUUAUUCAAUUGAAAAUCGUCUUUGUUUCUUUA
Messenger RNA from Aegilops tauschii subsp. strangulata, 2719 nucleotides. The record is from RefSeq and is a predicted model, not a curated record. NCBI's taxonomy places the organism in Eukaryota, Viridiplantae, Streptophyta, Magnoliopsida, Poales, Poaceae.